Messenger RNA from Kwoniella shivajii, 768 nucleotides. RefSeq names its product 60S ribosomal protein L2-A. Gene Ontology annotation, molecular function: structural constituent of ribosome; RNA binding. Gene Ontology annotation, cellular component: ribosome; cytosolic large ribosomal subunit. Gene Ontology annotation, biological process: cytoplasmic translation. NCBI's taxonomy places the organism in Eukaryota, Fungi, Basidiomycota, Tremellomycetes, Tremellales, Cryptococcaceae. The transcript has 4 exons. The record is from RefSeq and is a predicted model, not a curated record. The coding region runs from base 1 to 768 and encodes 255 amino acids.
AUGGGUCGAGUUAUCAGAGCUCAAAGAAAGUCUGGAGGUAUCUUCAGAUCCCACACCCACCACAACAAAAACCCAGCUCGAUUGAGGAACCUCGAUUUCGCUGAAAAGAAUGGUUAUAUCAGAGGUGUAGUAAGGGAGAUCAUCCACGAUGCUGGUCGAGGUGCACCCCUCGCCACUGUCGUCUUCAGAGACCCUUACCGAUACAAGCUCCGAAAAGAGACUUUCCUCGCUACCGAGGGUAUCUCUACCGGAUCUUUCAUCUACGCCGGUAAGAAAGCCACUUUAAACGUUGGUAACAUCCUUCCCGUUGGUCAAACUCCCGAAGGUACCAUUAUCAGUAACGUCGAGGAGAAAAUUGGUGACCGAGGAGCUCUUGCCCGAACUUCCGGUAACUACGCCACUGUCAUUGGACACUCUGAAUCUGGUGUAACCAGAAUCAGACUCCCUUCAGGUGCCAAGAAGACCAUCUCUUCAAGAUGUAGAGCUACCGUUGGUAUCAUCGCUGGUGGUGGAAGAAUCGACAAACCAUUCCUUAAAGCCGGUAGAAAACACCAUGCUAUGAGAGCCAAGAGAAACUCAUGGCCUAGAACUCGUGGUGUUGCUAUGAACCCGGUUGACCAUCCCCACGGUGGUGGUAAUCAUCAACAUAUCGGUCACGCUUCUACCAUGGCCCGAGAUGCUCCAUCCGGUCAAAAAGCUGGUCUUAUCGCUGCCAGAAGAACCGGUCUUCUCCGAGGUACUGCUGGAAAAACCGUCGACACCGCUUAA